GUUGGUUGGCUAGCCGCGCCAAAAUUAAAAAAGAAGCAAAUGUAAUAGCAAAAGAAAAGGCGACAAUGCGGGACGAGAGGGACGGCCGCAGUGUGUGUAUGUGUGAAACAAACUAACCCGCCUGCUGAGAUAUAUACUACAAAGUUCGUUAUUAAAUAUUCCCAUAUGCAGAUGUCAGCUCUUACAAGCAACAUGUACUAUAAAAGCGGCACUGUGAAUCGAAGGAAAAGGGCAAAUCGCCCCAGUCCAGGACAUCAAGAGGAUAACACAUGCUGCUAGCAAGGCAUUAAAUGCUUGCAGCAGCAAUCAAAAUCAAAAGAGCAGUACAAAAAAACAAAACGAAAAAGAAAAAAAAACAAAUAAUAAAAGCAACAAACACUAGAGAUAACAGCUCUACUGGAGCAACAACAAUCAACAACAACAACAAGAACAACACAACAUGUAACGGAUCAGUGUUGGAAGCAAGUUGUUAAAAAAGAAGACUAUACACAAACACAAGCACACACACACACACAUACACAAACACACCCGCAAUUCUCAAUUGCACACAGACGUAUACUGAUAGCAGAUCUCCCUUGCUCUCUCGCUGACUGACGAACUGCGCUCUAAUUCAAAUUCUUUUUGGACGCACAUCGCAAGAAACGAAACGGAGGCGUGAGCGCGCACAAGGGGGAUUACGAGUGGGCUUUUUUUUGGCAGCCAUGACAAUCAUACUCUUUCUGGUGGACACCUCGUCGUCCAUGUGCCAGAAAGCGUAUGUGAAUGGUGUGCAAAAAACGUAUUUGGACAUUGCCAAAGGAGCCGUUGAGACGUUUCUCAAAUAUCGACAGCGUACCCAGGAUUGUCUCGGCGAUCGCUAUAUGCUUCUCACGUUUGAGGAGCCGCCGGCUAACGUUAAGGCCGGCUGGAAGGAGAAUCAUGCCACAUUCAUGAAUGAAUUAAAAAAUCUACAAAGUCACGGCCUUACCUCAAUGGGUGAAUCGUUGCGCAAUGCCUUCGAUUUGCUCAAUUUAAAUCGGAUGCAAUCUGGCAUCGAUACGUAUGGACAGGGGCGUUGUCCAUUUUAUUUGGAACCAUCGGUGAUUAUUGUCAUAACCGAUGGCGGUCGCUAUUCGUAUCGGAAUGGUGUCCAUCAGGAGAUCAUAUUGCCGUUGAGCAAUCAAAUACCCGGUACCAAGUUCACCAAAGAGCCUUUUCGCUGGGAUCAGCGUCUAUUCUCCCUCGUCCUCCGUAUGCCCGGCAACAAAAUCGAUGAGCGUGUCGAUGGUAAAGUGCCGCAUGAUGAUUCGCCCAUUGAACGGAUGUGCGAGGUAACCGGCGGACGAUCAUAUCGCGUACGCAGCCACUAUGUCCUCAAUCAAUGCAUCGAGAGUCUCGUGCAGAAGGUGCAGCCGGGUGUUGUGCUCCAAUUUGAACCGAUGGUGCCUAAGGAGGCCAACGGUGGUGGCACCAGUGCCAGUGGCAGUACCAGUGGCGGCAGUGGCAGUGGCACUCCCACCAGCAGUGGUAGCAGCCCAACGCCGGACAUUGUUUUUCCGCUGAUGAAGAAAAUGAUCUAUGUGCAGAAGCAUAUUACACAAAAGACCUUUCCCAUUGGCUAUUGGCCGCUGCCGGAGCCAUAUUGGCCAGAUUCGAAGGCGAUAACACUGCCGCCACGCGAUGCACAUCCAAAGCUGAAGGUAUUAACGCCCGCCGUCGAUGAGCCGCAGUUGGUGCGCAGUUUUCCGGUCGAUAAAUACGAGAUCGAGGGUUGUCCGCUCACAUUGCAGAUCCUCAACAAGCGGGAGAUGAACAAAUGCUGGCAGGUGAUCGUCACCAAUGGGAUGCAUGGCUUUGAGCUGCCAUUUGGCUAUCUGCGAGCGGCGCCCAAUUUCAGUCAGGUGCAUCUGUAUGUGCUGGCGUACAAUUAUCCGGCUUUGUUGCCACUGCUACAUGACCUCAUACACAAGUACAACAUGAGUCCACCCAAUGAUCUUAUGUAUAAAUUUAAUGCCUAUGUGCGAUCGAUACCACCAUAUUACUGCCCAUUUCUGCGGAAAGCCCUUGUCAAUAUCAAUGUGCCCUAUCAGCUGCUGCAGUUCCUCUUGCCCGAGAACGUUGACAACUAUCUGUCGCCGACGAUUGCCAAUCAGUUGAAGCACAUUAAGAAUACGGCCAAACAGGAUCAGGAGAAUUUAUGCCUGAAGGUCUACAAGCAGUUGAAACAACCAAAACCGCCUUACCGUCAAGUGGAAACGGCCAAAUUGUGUACGGGUGCUGCACUGCGUCGUGAUCUGGUGCGUCAUCCACUGCUGCGGGAUACGUUCGCCAAGCUGCAUGCGGAAAUUGAGCCGGUGGAUAAUUAUACCAUUGUUGUGCCUCAGCUGACGCAUCAGUCAUCAGCGAAAACGUAUCGCAAUCCAUUCGAUAUACCACGCAGGGAUCUGGUCGAUGAGAUAGCACGGAUGCGUGAGAGUUUCCUGCGGCCGGCGAGUUUGGUGGCCAAGGAUUCGGGCCAUUGUCUGCCCAUUGCCGAAAUGGGCAACUAUCAGGAGUAUCUGAAGAAUAAGGAUAAUCCGUUGCGUGAAAUUGAGCCGACCAAUGUGCGACAGCACAUGUUCGGCAAUCCAUACAAGAAGGACAAGCACAUGGUCAUGGUGGAUGAGGCCGAUCUCAGUGAUGUUGCACCUAUGAAAUCAUCUAAUUCAAAUAACGGUGCCAAUAACAACUUGCCAUCAUCGAGCGGCGGCGGUGUCGGUGGCGGCAUGUCCGGCAUGGGUCUAGUUGGUGGUGGUGGGGGCAUGUCCAAUCUAAUGCUCGGUGGUGGCGGCAAUGGCAUCAUUGGUCCCAUGGGUGGCAUCGGUGGCACAAAGGGCAAACUGGAUGGCACAUCGCGCGGACGCAAACGGAAGGCGGGCCCAUUGCCACGUGCCUUUGAAUUCCGGCGUGCAUCGACUGAUUCGAGGCGCAGCGGCAGCAUCAGCCCCACUCCGAGCAACGCAAGCAACAGCAGCAGCAGCAGCGCCAAAAUUGGCGGCAGCAACAUCACCAACGUAGCCAGCAGCAGCAACAGCAGCUGCAGCAGCGAUGUGGAAAUGCUGCUCGAUGAGGAUAGCAAUAGCAGCUUUGCGUCGGAUAACAUCAACAGCAGCAGCAGCAGCAUCAUUGCCGCCAGCAACAACAGCGACUCUGGUUUGUCGACGACGCAUUUAGCGGAACGUUUCAGUAUUGAUUUCAGCGAGGAGGAGGCCUGCGAACAGGAGACGCCGCUCAAUGGUUAUGUGCACAAUUUCAUCAAUGGGAUUAGUGAGGAGGAGCGCGCUAUUGAAGCGGAGCAUGCCAGCAGCAAUAGUGCUAGCAGCGGCAGCAGCAGCAUCAGCAGCAGCAACAACAGUGCUACUAACAGCAGUGCCAGCAACAACAGCGCAAACAACAACAGUGCAGCAACAGCAGAAACUCUAGCGGAGACAAUGCCCAUAGCAACAACCAGCAGCAGCAGCAGCGUUAUAGUCGCACCAGCAGCAGUCACAGCUGCAACAGUUGCCAGUAACGGCGCCAGCGAUCUAUACAGCAGCAGUAUGCAUAGUAGCAACAUGGCCAGCAGCAGCAGCAGCAGCCACCACCAUAACAACAAUAAUAAUAAUCAUAACAAUCAUCACAAUCACCACAGCAGCAGCGGCGUUUUAUAUGUGCCGCUUAAUGGACUUACCAUGCAGCAUGCCGCAUAUAGCAGCAAUGUGGGUGCAACACUCGACAAUACGAUGCUGAUGCUGCCAACAGCAGCAACGGGAAUGCAUAAGGUUGCAACAGCAAUGUCACCGCUCUUGUUGCUGCCCAAUGGUUAUGCGAGUCAACAUGGCGGAAUGUUGUCACCGCCUGCAGCAAUAUCAACACCACCACCAACAACAACAGCUGCAGCAGCAGCAACUGCCACAACAAGCGCAACAACAACAGUAACAACAACAUCGACGACAACAGCAGCAACAUGCACGUACUUUAGUCAUAAUGAUAUCAAUGAUGCCUCGGAAAUUUCGCGCAUAUUGCAGACGUGCCACAAUGGCAACAACAACAGCAGCAGUAUCAACAACAGCAGCCUCAUCAUCAGCGGCAGCAGCAACAGCAGCAAUAACUCUGGCAGCACUUUAAAUGGCAACGCCAGCGAUGCCAAUGGACACGACUUGAAUUUGGACAUGGAGAUGGGCAAUAGCUUUGAUGCACUCAAACGCACAGCUGGCGGCAGUAGUCCCUCAACAGUUGGCAGCAGUCCGCAUUUUUACUGGGGCAGCGGCCUUAUCCAUCAUAACAGCAGCAGCAACACCACCACCACCACCAACAACAACAACAGCAGCAUCAGCAAUAACAGCAGCAACAACAGCAACAGCACCAAUAACAACAGCAGCAACAUCAGCACUCAGCAUAGAAACCACAACAACAGCAGCCCCAAACUUGAGCUGAAAGCAUCACCAACGCACAGCAAUCACAGCAGCAGCAGCAAUAGCAGCAGCAGCAACAAUAACAACAACAAUGUCGACCCCCUGAACUCAGUGGAGUGUGAAUUGAGCGAAGAGCAGCGAGAAGCGGCACGCCAGCAUAAUAUUGAUUUGCGUUUGAAAAUCUUUCGUGAUAUUCGGCGACCGGGUCGGGAUUAUACACAGCUGUUGGAGCAUUUGAAUUUGAUAAAGGGCGAUCAGGAUAUGAAAUCGGAUUUUAUUGAGAUGUGCAUCAGUGAAUCGAUGCGGUUUCGGCGGCAUCAGAUGGUGUACAGCAUACAGGAGUGGUGGGAGAGCAAGCAGCCGCAUUUGGAGAUCACAAAGAGUUAACGUUGGCUAAUUUGGAAUUGAGCGUGCAACAAGCAGCAGCCACAUGCAACAUGUCUGUGAUGUCAACAAACAACAACAACAAGAACAGCAGCAGCAGCAGUAAACUGAACAUCAGCGAUUAGGUUAAGAGUUGAUAUAUUGUAGUUGAGCACGCCAGGCCAAACCAGAAAAUUAUAUAUAUAUAUAUAUAUAUAUAUAUAUACUAUAUACACACACAGUAGUCGCUCGCUAAUUUUGAUUGCUUUGAUUCCCGAUUCGAAUUUUAAUAGCCAAGUCCCUUUUUGCAAUUGCUAAUUACUUUUUCAAAAACAACUACCGAGUUCCCGUUUAGAUCAGGAGAAAAAUCCAAAUUAAAAGUAAAUUCCCUUAGGUAAUA
Drosophila grimshawi is the source of this 5175-nucleotide messenger RNA. It is a transcript of the gene IntS6, whose product is annotated as integrator complex subunit 6. Bases 702 to 4799 code for a protein of 1365 amino acids. Gene Ontology annotation, biological process: snRNA 3'-end processing. The record is from RefSeq and is a predicted model, not a curated record. Lineage: Eukaryota; Metazoa; Arthropoda; Insecta; Diptera; Drosophilidae. The transcript is spliced from 6 exons. Gene Ontology annotation, cellular component: integrator complex.